Molecule: messenger RNA, 387 nt
Organism: Peniophora sp. CBMAI 1063
Lineage: Eukaryota; Fungi; Basidiomycota; Agaricomycetes; Russulales; Peniophoraceae
Source: the annotation of a GenBank genome assembly
AUGGCCGCCACCAUCAAGAUCGUCAAGAAGCGCACAAAGCCCUUCAAGCGCCACCAGUCUGACCGCUACCAUGGUGUCAAGGAGGCAUGGAGGAAGCCCAAGGGUAUUGACAACCGUGUCCGCCGCCGCUUCAAGGGCCAGCUGCCCAUGCCCUCUAUCGGCUACGGUAGCAACAAGAAGACCCGCCACUGCCUCCCCAACGGUCUCAAGAAGUUCCUCGUUUCCAACGUCAGGGAACUCGAGCUCCUCUUGAUGCACAACAAGAGCUACGCUGCUGAGAUCGCACACAACGUCAGCAGCCGUAACCGGGCGGUCAUCCUUGAGCGCGCCAAGGUUCUUGGCGUCAAGGUUACCAACGCAUCUGCACGCCUUCGUUCGGAGGAGUAA